GCCUGAAUCGCCGCUGCCGGCUGGGGACCGGCCGUAGGCUCCUGGGGAGCCACGGGGAGGGGGUGGCGGCCACGUCACCUUGGAGGAAGCACCUGCAGCCAUAAAUAGGCAGCACGGAGGCAGAUGGCACAGCCUGCCCAGAGCACCCCACGCUGUGCCACCUGCGCCAGGAUGCCCAAUGCCCUGCUGCCCGCCUGCCUCCUCGGCCUGCUGGCCGUCACCUCUGCCUGCUACUUCCAGAACUGCCCGCGGGGCGGCAAGAGGGCCACGUUCGACUACGUGGAGAUGGGACAGUGCAUGACCUGCGGCCCCGAGGACAAGGGGCGCUGCUUUGGGCCCAGCAUCUGCUGCGGGGACGAGCUGGGCUGCUUGAUGGACACGCCCGAGACGCAGCGCUGCCUGGAUGAGGUCAACCUGCCCGCGCCCUGCCAGUCCGGCCACAUGCCCUGCGGGGAGGAUGGCGAGAUGCGCUGCGCAGCCGAAGGCCUCUGCUGCGGUGAACAGAGCUGCAUGGUGGAGCCCGAGUGCCUGGAGGGCGGGACGCAGCUGGACAGGGCCUAG
Molecule: messenger RNA, 561 nt
Organism: Pipistrellus kuhlii (Kuhl's pipistrelle)
Lineage: Eukaryota; Metazoa; Chordata; Mammalia; Chiroptera; Vespertilionidae
Product: vasopressin-neurophysin 2-like
Exons: 1
Coding region: 124-561 (145 amino acids)
Cellular component (GO): extracellular region; secretory granule
Molecular function (GO): neurohypophyseal hormone activity
Source: RefSeq, a predicted model, not a curated record